AUGAUCUCUCCUGUGCAAUCCUCCACCGAGUCGCGCCUCAACUUGGACACAGCCGGCCGCGAGUUUGAUCAAUGGCUCGACUGGAAUGGUGCCGCCAGUAUCCGGACUGGCGAUUCCUCCGCGGAUCAAACACUUGUCGAUGCCGACAGCAGCCUCUUUCACCUUCCUCUAUCUCCCUCAUCCACGGCGAAUGGAGACACCAAUCUGCCGCACAUCAAGACCGAUCUUCUCACCGCCCCUCCCACCUUCGACGUUCUAACCCCCCGACAUAGUUCGGCAUCACCAAAAUCACGCUCCAGCUCGGAUCUGAGGCUCAGCGGAGACACGCUGCGAGACCGGAAUACAUGCGAUGAGCGUCCGAUACUGAAACGGAAACUAUCUCCUACCGAUGUCCCAACCACCGACCACCGGAUGGGCGCUCCCAUCCCAGCGGCGAAGAAACGCCCACACAACGUGAUCGAAAAGAGAUAUCGUGCAAAUCUCAACGAGAAGAUCGCGGAACUGAGGGAUAGUGUACCCAGUCUCCGCAACACCAAGAAAGCAAGGUCCCAGGAUGCCUCCAAUGGAGAUUCGGACGAAGACGAUCUAGACGGGCUCACUCCAAGCAAUAAACUCAACAAAGCUUCGAUCCUCACAAAAGCUGUGGAAUAUAUUCGACACCUCGAGUUCCGUACCAAGAGACUCGAGGAAGAAAACAUGUCUUUGAAAGAGCGACUGGAGACGUUAGAUAGGGUCAUUGCCCAAGGAGGGCAUGAUGCUCAAAGAGCCGCUGCCUUCACUAGUGACACCGUCAUUGAGGAAUCUCCGGUCGUCCUAGACUCUCAAUCUCCAACAUCCGAAACUAGAAAGAGUUCGGAUCCCCCCCAGGGGCUGAUACCCCUUCCCGAGAGCUGGAGGCGACUACGACAGAACCAACCACAAGAACACUAUGGUCACAUCUACGACACCCCUUCAGAACGCUCCAGAUUCAAGGGUAAAUGGCCAACUAGAGUCAUGCUCGGCUCCCUGGCAGGCCUCAUGAUCAUGGAUGGCCUAAGUGAAUCCGACAUGGGCACGGAUUCUCGUGAAAAAGGUCUAUUUGGAAUUCCGCUCGAGCUCUUGGACGGCUGGAAGUUUCUACGCUCUCCAAGAAUUUAUCUGGCGACUUUCAGUCAAUUUUGCCAGGCGGGUGGCAUUCUUCCAUUGGUUAAAGGAUUUGUCGCCCUGACAUUCCUGGCCUUUCUCGUGUUUUCAUACUUGUUCAACUCGAAGCCUCCACCGAAAGAAGAUGUCGAGGAGGCGUGCACCAAUUCGACACAGGCACCCGCUCCGGCUUCCCCGAUCCAGGUCAGGCGGCGAGCUUGGAGCACCAGCAUGCAGGCGCUGUGUCUUCCUCAUCACAGUUUCUUCCCGGAGUGGCUCGCCAUUACCUCCGAGUGGUUUAAAUAUACAGUUGGCUACCUGUUUGGCGCUCGGGCAUAUGCCUGGCUUACUGGCCGCAGUGCCGAUGAUGACGUGGCUCGGAUCAAGGCUUGGGAUAUUGCGAUCGAUGCACAGUUAGCCGGCGGAGACGUUGAGGUCAGCCGUAGCAGAGUGCUCUUGACCAUUUUUGGAUCCGGCACAUUGCCCAGCACGCCCCUGCGACUGAUGCUGAAGGCCCUACACUGUCGGGUGCUGCUGUGGAACGUGGGCACACUCGGAACCGUCACUUCCAGCAUCGCUAACCGCGUUGGGAAAUUCUUUGCAAAUCGACAAUGGAGCCGAGCCAAGCAGGCGCACGACCAUCUACCGCUGCAUCAUUCGGAUCGGCUUCCGCGAUAUCUCUCAGAGAUGCUGGACACGCCGUGUGACGAUGUUUUCCUCGACACCGUUUGCCAAAGAGCGUAUAAUCUGAUGUACGACCGGCCAACCCAGGAGAACUCGCAAAACCCACUCUUGGAUGUGGUGGUGGAGGAUCACGCUGUGAGAUCACCGCUUGACGCCGUCGCGGCCUGGCGGUCUACUUUCUCACUAACGCAGGCCCUGGCGUUGGCGAUGGACUGUCCGGGAGCGCCUGGACUCCUGCAGGAGCACCUUUCAUAUGCGCUCAAGAUUGCACCGCCCGGGUCAGCUGCGGAGACGCGUGCAUUGGCAGCGGGCUCGGUGUUCAGCAGCACUGCCCGAAGCGCCUGUUUCGUUCGAGCAUCGACCGCCAUGCAGGCCUCCUCUCCAAACACGCAAUCAGGCACUAACACGCACCCUCCCUACUUUAUUGAUUCUUCCACGCCACUGUCUGCUCGAACGGACAUCAUGAAUUGUUUGCACUGUGCAGAGACCCUCCAGAGAUUGGAUUAUGAGCGUGACCAAGACACAGCUUUGGCCUUCUUCUCUUCGCAAAAGCUGGACCACACGGAUGCCGACCUCUUGACCAGGGCAGCGGUCAAGCAUCUUCUCCAACGAUUACCAAUGAUUGAGGGGCCAGGGCUCACUGGCGGAGAAGAGGUUCGACACCUACCACAUAACGUCUUUGUCAAGGCUGACAUGUCGAGUGUGUAUGACAGCCUGGAAAAGAUGCCGCGCCGAUACAGCACCCACAGCAAUGACACUGGUUAUGAGAGCCAGGAAGACGCCGUAGCUCUCGGGAGUCUCGGCGGUGAUAUACUGGUACAAGAGCGAGCCUCGCUGGCGCCAGGCACCGGCUUCAUGGUCUAA
This is a messenger RNA of Capronia epimyces CBS 606.96, 2670 nucleotides long. RefSeq lists its product as uncharacterized. Gene Ontology annotation, molecular function: protein dimerization activity. The coding region runs from base 1 to 2670 and encodes 889 amino acids. Gene Ontology annotation, biological process: SREBP signaling pathway; positive regulation of transcription by RNA polymerase II. NCBI's taxonomy places the organism in Eukaryota, Fungi, Ascomycota, Eurotiomycetes, Chaetothyriales, Herpotrichiellaceae. The record is from RefSeq and is a predicted model, not a curated record. The transcript has a single exon.